Messenger RNA from Clonostachys solani, 720 nucleotides. The record is from the annotation of a GenBank genome assembly. Lineage: Eukaryota; Fungi; Ascomycota; Sordariomycetes; Hypocreales; Bionectriaceae.
AUGCCAAUCAACAAGUUCUCUGCCAAGUCCCUGGACGGUGAUGUCCCCGACAAGCCCCUCAUCUUUGUGGUGGAGGGUCGCUACCAGAACUGGAUCAAGCCAAUCAUGUUGCUCGAGUGCCUGGGGGUCGAUUACGACGCCCCAUGUCUCGAUGGGCCUACGACCAGGACCGAUUGGUUCACUAGAAUUCAUCCACAGCGAUACGUCCCGGCCUUGAUCGACUCUGAGAAUGGCCAGCGAGUGUCGUCUUGGGAUAGCUCCCAGAUUCUCCAGUACCUGGCCGGCAAAUACGACGAGGAGAAAACGUGGAAUGGGAAGAAUGCAGCCGAAAGCCUGGAGAUUGGUAAUUGGCUGACGUUUGAAACGGCAUCUCUUGGGCCUACUGCAAAGUAUUGGGUGUGGUAUGCAAUCCGCCAGCCCGAGGAGCAGAAUCCAAAGGCGCAGGAAAAGAUGUAUAAAGACUUGAGGACGCAGUAUGGCAUCCUUGACAAACACCUGUCGCAGCCAGGUCAGAAAUGGAUCGGCCUUAAAGACCGGCCGACGAUCGCAGACCUGGCCAUCUAUCCGUUUGCGGACGAUCCAACCAUGGAACGAAUGGGUAUUGACAAGCACGACUUUCCGGCGUUGAAGGCAUGGAGUGAUGAGCUGGCUAAGGUUCCAGGGGUGGCCAAGGCCUAUGCAGAAUUAGAUUCACGCAAAGUGAUUCACAUUGGAGAAUGA